This is a messenger RNA of Nilaparvata lugens (brown planthopper), 2116 nucleotides long. RefSeq names its product facilitated trehalose transporter Tret1. Gene Ontology annotation, biological process: transmembrane transport. The transcript is spliced from 4 exons. Gene Ontology annotation, cellular component: membrane. The record is from RefSeq and is a predicted model, not a curated record. The coding region runs from base 290 to 1789 and encodes 499 amino acids. NCBI's taxonomy places the organism in Eukaryota, Metazoa, Arthropoda, Insecta, Hemiptera, Delphacidae. Gene Ontology annotation, molecular function: transmembrane transporter activity.
UGAUAGUGUGUGAAUUUAUUGUGGUAGUGAAGAGGACCCUUUCAUUGUACUUAUUUAUUAUUUUACAAAGGCGACUUACUAGAGUUCAACCCUAAUUUUGUAGAUAUUAGUGUGAAUUUAUUGUGUGGAGAGCUCAUUCAUAAAACAUAGAGGAUAAAUACGUUGAUUUUGUUGUUUGUAGAUAGUACAGUGAGACAUUGUUGUGAAGGUGAAGAAGACACUCAUUCAUAAAACUAGAGAAAUACGUUGAUUUUGUAGAUAGUAGAGUGAGACUUUGUUGUGAAGCAGGAUGAAGGGGGAAGCGAGCUUACCAGGUAUAUACGUCAUCAAGUCACUGGUCACUACGAAUGGAGUUUCAGAUGAAAAGAUAGAGCCUGAAAAACCAAAAGAGAAAUCUCAUCGACAAUGGAUGUGUGCAAUCAUAGCGACGCUCUCCCUCUUCACGAUGGGCAUGAUCGUGGGCUGGACCUCGCCCGUCAUCCCCAAGUUCGGCGAGGACCCGGAGGCACCCUCACUCGACGAGCACCAGGUGUCCUGGGUGGUCUCCCUGGUCUACUUCGGAGGCCUGUUCAGUCCACUAGCCACCGGGCUCCUCAUGGACCGCUGCGGUCGCAAAGCGGGUCUCAUCCUGACAUCGGCUGAAGCGAUUCUGUCCUGGGUUGUCCUACUUUUCACGAAGAGUCCUACAGGGGUGUAUGUGGGGAGAUUCCUGGGGGGAACAGUUGGAGGGAGCGCGUUUACAGUGGUCCCAAUUUAUAUCUGUGAGAUUGCCACACCUAAAGUCAGAGGUGCCCUGAACUCGAUUACCCUCAUCAUGGCUUGGUGCGGGGUGCUCUUCGAAUAUGCUGUGGGUCCAUACGUGUCCUACUUCACCCUCAACCUCCUCUCCGGAAUCGUCCCCCUCCUAGUCCUCCUCCUAACCUUCAUCAUGCCGGAAUCCCCCUACUACUACACCAUGGUCAACCAACCCACCAAAGCAGCCCAAUCUCUAGCCUGGUUACGCUGCACCACAACUCACCACAUCCACACAGAACUGCUCACAAUCCAGGAAACAGUAUCAGACGCAAUGAUACACAAGAAAGGAAUGACAGAUCUUUUGGGAACCUCAGGCAACAGAAAGGCAUUCCUCAUGACGUCAGUCCUAGUCAUUGUGACAAGGUUAUCGGGGAUAAGCGUCAUCAUCGCAUAUGCGGCACAAGCCGUACCUGAUUCGGGCUUCAUCACCACAGAUCAGUGCGCCAUGUUGAUCUGUGGUACAUGGAUCGUGGUAGGACUACUAGCCACUUCCCUCAUCUCCCGUUUUGAACGCAAACCUUUAAUGGUUGUCUCAUGUCUAGGGUGCAGCCUGGCAACCUUCAUCUAUGGUCUCUACCAUUUUCUCCAAACCAACACCAACCUGAACCUAGCCCCCUACACCUGGGUUCCCCUGACCUCCCUCAUCCUACAUUCCGCGUUUUUCUCAGUGGGUCUAGGUUGUGUACCCAACAUGGUGCAAGGGGAGCUCUUCGCAUCCAACAUCAAAGGCGUUGCUAGUGGGACCACGUGUAUUGUGAUAGCUAUAACAUCGUUCCUCACCAACAAACUCUACUACCCUGUGGCAGAACUUAUGGGAAUUCAUGUCAACUACUGGUUUUACACGGUGGCGUGCAUUGGUGGUGCACUGUUCAGCCAUUAUGUGUUGUUAGAAACCAGGAACAAAACACUCCAAGAGAUACAGAUUGAGUUGACCGGUGAGGGAAAGGUAACGCCCAACUUGGAACCUAAUCCCAAAGACUCACCUAUUAUUUGAAACGAUAACCAGAAGGGAGCCAUCCAAUGUGCGAUUUCCAAUGAGCUUAGAUGAGGAAGAUUAAUGAAAAAUAAGUCAAUUUAUAGUUAUUGUAUAAUGAUUAUUUAAAAAACAACACUCCACUUAUAUGGGCUACUUUUGUUGGUACAUUUGAUUGAAAUAUUUCAAAGUUUUUAAUAAUAAAGGGUACUACAAGUUUUUAUUAAUUUGAUUAUUUCAGAUAUCCAAUUGAAGCUAUAUGAAUAGAACUAAAGACUUCUGCUACUAUGCAAAUAUUGAAAUAAUAUUUAUAAUACAGUGAUAAUAUUCCAGCAGUUGAUUCAACUG